Closterium sp. NIES-67 is the source of this 4662-nucleotide messenger RNA. The record is from the annotation of a GenBank genome assembly. Lineage: Eukaryota; Viridiplantae; Streptophyta; Zygnematophyceae; Desmidiales; Closteriaceae.
UCCACCCACCCACCACUUCAACACCUGCCAAUGUCCAUGACAAGUGCUGUCGCUUGUAAUCUGUUCCACUAUGCCGCUUGUAGGAGCCGCUAGAUUGUGCGUUUACCUUAAAAAUGCCUGGACUUGGACGUAGUAUGUCGUAUCAGUGUUGGAUUGCGCUUGCCGGCCUUGCCUGACACCCUCGUUUUAGCAGUUGUUUGAGCGAUUUCCGUUGCUGUUCCCUGAAUUGUCCGCGAGAAGCGUUCCUAGGCUAAGCGUUAGUUGCAUUACAGCAGGACCUCUGCAUUUCUCAAUUUCUUCUGUAUCCGCUUUGCUAGAUUAGCAUUCCGCUUAUAACAAUCAGCAUCACCAGCACCAUCGAGCGACCUGGCUCAAAUCGACACCGCGCGCGCGAAGCAGGUCAUGUCGGACUCCGAGUCGCACGAGAGCGACGUCGAUCCCAUCUCCGACGUGCCCUGCAUCUCGGGCCAGCCGUCCUGCGGCGGCGCCUUCCUGCGCAACGUCUGGCCCUUCGCCGCCAGCGGAAAGAACGUUCAACGAAACAUCCUCCACAACAGCGUUCGCACGGACGUGGACGGUGCACAUGGCGCGCUUCGCGAUCCCUCUCCGGACUUGAAAGCCGACUCAGAUUCGGACGCUACCGCCGGGCACAAUGCGGAGCAGUCCGGGACCGCAGGCGGCCAUUCCUCCCCGCUGAAGCGAGGGUUUCUCGGUCGCAUGCGGGAAAGGGCGAGUUCGCCGUUCCACCUGGCUUCGGACCUGAGUCAUCGCAUGAGCAGCAGCAGCAGCGGAAGGGAUAAGUCGCCGGGACGCGUCGCGGCUUCGAAGCGACGCGGCAAGUCCGACCGCUCCCCGCAGCGCAGCCGCUCGAACAAGUCGCCGCUUCGCGCGUCGGCAACUUCAGAGGAAAGCGACGCGGUUGCCAAGGCUGCCGCUUCGGAGGAGAAUGCGGCGAGAGAUCAGGCGUCUGGAGCGGGGUUGAGCCAGACCGUUAGCGAAGGAGCUGUUUUAGGAGAUGGUGGUGAUGUGACUGUAGAGAGAGUGACUGUAAGUGAGUCAGCGGCGGUGGGGAUGGAUAUAAGCGGCGAUGACGAGGCUGUGUCGGCGUAUAAGCCGAAGGAUGCGCAGAGAAUCGCGGAAAAUUCGCCGUCGGAUCAGGGCUCCUCGGAGCAGAGCGUAUCUCAACCGUCGAUUGGGCAGGAGAAGAAUCCCUCGAAGGAAUUGCAACCGCAGGAUGAUCAAUUAGCAAGUUUGCCAUCAGCAGCCGUCGCUUCUGCCGCCGCGAUUUCCGGCGUGAGACACGGGAAGGAGGAGAUGGAAGAGCAGGCGAUGGAGCACGAGAUGCAGGAGCUGACCGUGAGCGAGGGGCUGGGCGGCACUGGGCUGGGCGGCACUGGGCUGGGCGGCACUGGUUUGGGCGGCAGUGCUGCUCUUGCGAUGGCGGUAGCGGAUACAGGGGAUGAGAAACGGAGAGACGAGGAGGGGGCAGGCGGAAAGGGAGGGGAGGAGGAGCGCGAGAAGGUUGAGGAUGCGCAUGUUGCUGAGACUCUUCCCUCACCCGUGGCUCCGCAGCGUGCGGCACCUGAGGACGAGCCGGUGAUGCUAGACAGCUUGGACAGGUGUCUGAAGCUCUUGAGCUCGGGCAACAAGAGCAAGGUCACCAUGGCCCUCGUGGCGGUGCUCGCCUACGUGGCGUCCGGUGACGUGGACAACAUGAACAACGUGUACGACGCCCUGCCAUUCGCUCUGCUCGAGGAGGCAUUCGCCGCGGCUGUAGCCAAAGGAAGUUCGGGCCCCAACGGGAUGGUGGAGGAGGAGGAGCUGGUGCACGCGGCGCUAGCGGUGCUGGCGCUGCUGCUGCAGGAGCCGGACCUUGCCUACGCGCCGCAGACCAUGCCGCUCGUGCCGCACCUCGUCGGACUCAUCCGCAGCGGCUACGACCCAGUGGUGGCGGUGGAUGCGUACGAGUGCCUUCUGGGCGUGGCCACGGGGUCGGAUGCGGGGCUCAAGGCGGUCAAGGGCGCGGACGUGCUGGGGGUGGUGGCAGAAAACAUCCAGCGGUCCGAGCCAGGCUGCGAGUCCCUCCCGUCCGCCAUCCAGCUGCUGGGGUUCCUCUUCAUGAGUGGCGUGUCGGACAUCGAGAUGUACGAGUACAAGCACGAGCUCGCCGCUGCUGUGCCCACGCUAGCACGCGAGCUGGCCCAGCGCACGGACAUGCUCAAGUACGAGGUGCUCAAGCUGCUCGUCGCCAUGCUGUCAUCCGACGCUGCGGAGCCAGUAAAGUCAGUGGUGCAGACCUUUGACUCGGGCAGCGAGGGCCGGCAGUGGGCGCACCACAUGCGAGCCGGUCUGGCCGGCAUUCUCCUCGACAGCACCGAGGAGGAGUUCAGAAAGGACGCGCUGCAGCUCGUGCGCGUGCUGGCCGAGAUUCAAGGGCACGCCUGGCUUGUGGAAUCUGGGGACGAGGGGAGCGGAGACGGGGUGGGUGUGAAUGGGUUGAGUGCGGUGCGGCCGUCGCCGGCGGAUCGGUUCCUGCUAGUGGUGCUACAGGCGGUGAAGCUGGAGAUGCCUCCGUUGUUGCAGGAACUGGCUGUGCUCACCCUUGAGAACGAGGAGGAGGAAGGGAAGGAGGGGGGUGAAGGUGGGGAGGGAGGGGAGGGAGAGGAGGGGGAGGGAGCGGUGGACGGCGAGGAAAAGGACAAGAUGAACGCGGAUGCGGCGUGGGCUGCGCUGGGCGGCAAUCUGGACCGUUUCGGGCCGGGAAACGCUGGGAAAGCAGGGGGAGGGUUGGGCAGAGCAGGGGGGUUAGGCAAGGGGGAGAUCACACGAAUGAACUCGUUAGUGCCUACCAGCGAGGACUGGAGAUCUGUUGUCAAUGAGAUGGUGUGGGAACCUCCCAAGGAUGGGGAUGAUGAUGCAGGGGCGUUGCAGAUAGAGGAGGAGGUGCCAGAGGAGACUGGACCUCCGGAGGAGGUUAAGAGGCUGUACAGGGUGCUCGGGGACUGCUAUGCACUGGUUGAGAAGGUCGUUGGUGCCUUGGCUGGGGCGGCGGCAGAGGCGGAGAAAGGGAGAGGGAAGGGAGCAGGAGAGGAGAAGGAUGGGGAGGAGGGAGGGAAGGAGGUGCAGGCGCUGGUGGCGAGGUUAGGGGUUGAAACGGUGAAGCUGUGUGUGAAGAUAAUCGAUGCGAUUGUUAAGGACGUCCUUAUUUUCUUGCAGCUCGCACAGGAGCGGGAGCGGUAUUCGCACGAUGGGGUCCUUGCUGCCAUCAAGCUAUUGGGGAGCUACCUGACAGUGGCGCCUUCCUCGCAUCGCAAGAGAGUGGGGCGGCUGCUGGGCUUCAUGCUGGGGGUCAAGGGCGAGGACGAGGACAGGCCUCUGCUGGCGUCGCGCUACCUGCUGCCUGCCCUGGUGCACAUGAGCAGUGAGGCCCGCGGCUGCAACACCAUCCUCAAACGCGGCGGCCACAGAUUCCUGAUCGAGUACAUUGCGGAGACGGGCCGCACCAACAUGACGGGGCAGCUGCGGUCGGGGGCAGAGGGGCAGACCAGCCUCAUGCAGGCUGCUGACGUCAUCCUUAACCUCUUCUCCUUCCGGCGCAACAUCAAGGUGCCUUUAGACCCGCAUGACUUUGUGCCGCUGCUCGCAUCCAUGGGCGCUUGGAGCAGCGUCAAGAGCACGGACCCUAAGAUCACCUACAAGACGCUGGCGAUGGCGGCAUGCGUGAACGUGUCGAUGCUGCAGCUCUCCUCAGAAGACAUCAUCAAGAAGAAGCUCGACCUCGCAACCUACAAGAAGCUUCCCAGCUCGCUGGGCGUGAUUGUCAAGUUCCUGGAGUUUGGGCACCGCAACUGCAACUCGUUUAGUAGCGAGACAGAGAUCAAGGAGCUCUGGGACAUCACCCUCGGAUCCUGCACGGACUGUCUGCUGCUGUGGCCUCAGCUCAAGCGAGCCAUUGUCAAGUCGGAGUACUGGGCUCGUGUCUCCAGGCAAAAAGCCGUGACCCAGGAGCGCCUCAACCAGGUGUGCAAGGACGAGAGGCUCCGCAAACUGCUGGCCCUCGUCGCCUUCUCCAACUGACCCAUCCCCCACCCUCCCCCCCCUCCCCCCCCCUCUUCCCCCUCUCCUCCAACUGACCCCCCCUCGCGUCACCUCCCGCACGCUCCUCCCCCUCUCCUCCAACUGACAUACACCAACGCCCACUCCCUUUUUCUCCCUCUCUUUUAUUAGCUACCUUUUUGUAUCCCCCCUGCUCUGCCCCCCCCUCCACCCCCAACCUCACCUAACAACCACAUUAUUCCCCAACCCAAUCCCUGCACGCCAACUAAUCAUUGUACCUAAGCUCCCUCGCACCUUGCUCCGGCUGCAAUCAGCGGACGGCUACUGCUGUCCCCCUUAUUGAAAUGGAAGGUUCUAAACAUCCCUGCCAGCCACACAUAGCCCUCCUAUUGUAACCGCAUACCCUGUACUGGGGCGAAGCCAAGGAUAGCGGCUUGCUGUCUGACUGCCUGAAGAAAUGUAUCCUGUGCCUGCUGGUCAGGGUAUUGUGGUUCUCAGCUUGCUAUCUAGCCAUCUCACCGUUUCCACUUGUGGCAUUUGUGGAUACCUUGCCAUUAGUCAAAUUCACUGAGUUGUGUAACACCUCGUAUGUCAAGAAGAUACCUU